Molecule: messenger RNA, 240 nt
Organism: Aspergillus niger
Lineage: Eukaryota; Fungi; Ascomycota; Eurotiomycetes; Eurotiales; Aspergillaceae
Exons: 4
Coding region: 1-240 (79 amino acids)
Biological process (GO): endoplasmic reticulum to Golgi vesicle-mediated transport
Cellular component (GO): COPII-coated ER to Golgi transport vesicle; endoplasmic reticulum membrane; Golgi membrane
Source: RefSeq, a predicted model, not a curated record
AUGUUCUUCUUCGUCAUCAUCCUCCUCAUCAACUCCCUCGCUGUCCUCUCCGAAGACCGCUUUCUAGCCAGAAUCGGAUGGGGCCGCACACAAAAUGACCCUGCUUUCGGCGCAACCUACGAUACUACCAGCGUCAAAGCGAAGACUAUUAAUCUGAUUGCGAGUGUAAGGACUGUUAUGCGAAUACCGCUUAUUGUGAUCAAUACGAUAAUUAUCGUGUACGAGCUUAUUCUGGGUUAA